UCCGCGCGCUGAGUUCUUGCUGCAUAGAUACAUAUCAGAAAGGAACACCUGCUCGCUGUCGCUGGCUGCGAGGGCUCGGAAACGUGGGCGCGCAAUAGUCGCUGAGUCGCGCCUUUCCGCUUUCGCUGGAACUUCAGGGGCAUGCAGGCCCACCUUCAGUCUCGGCCGGUGGCCUUGCAACAACGGGCGAGGCCUGCAGCACAGUUUCCAUCGCACGCCGGGGCCUUGGGGAGGUCGCGCCGGAGACAGGCGGUGGUAGUAUCGGCACGGCACAAAGUAGAUCAAAAUGCGAAGGACGAUGCUUAUAACCGGAACAUGCAGCGUGAAAUGGGCUGGAGCCACCUCAACCCGUACGAGUACCACUGGGACCGCGGCCUGUACUACCACGAAAUCAUUCCCAACCUCAUUUGUGGCACACAGCCCCGCAAUGCCGGCGAGGUGGACACGCUGGCGGACAACGAGGGCAUCACACACAUCCUGAACCUGCAGGAGGACAAGGACAUGCACUACUGGGGCGUCAAGAUUGAGGACAUCCGGCGGGCCUGUGCCAAACACUCCAUCAACCACAUGCGCCGGCCGGCCAAGGACUUUGACAAGGGCAGUCUGCGUAAGGCCAUCCCGGGGGCUGUACACACACUGGCGGGAGCCAUGGCGGGAGGCGGCAGGGUGUACGUGCACUGUACGGCGGGUCUGGGCCGCGCGCCGGGCGUGUGCAUCGCCUAUCUCUACUGGUUCACAGACAUGCAGCUGGAUGAGGCCUACUCGCACCUCACCACCAUCCGCCCCUGCGGCCCCAAGCGCGACGCCAUCCGCGGCGCCACCUACGACGUCCUGGUCGGCUCCGGCGUGCCCCACAACGCCCACAACAGCAACGGCCACCACGGCCACCACGGGGGACACGGCGGUCACGGCGGGCCGCAGGUGGCGCACGCGCCGCCGCUGCCGUUCGAGUCGCUGCCGGAGCAGGCGUAUGCGACGCUGUCGGAGGACGACCGGUUCGCGCUGCAGUACCGCGUGCUCAAGGGGCUGUGCUGAGCGAAGCUGGGGCGAGCUGGGAGCUGCGGUGCUGAGGGGGCUGCGGUGAUGUGGCUGGGGUUGCUGAGCCUGCUGUGCUGAGUGUGCUGAGUGGCAAGGUGGGGUGUGUGCUGUCCUGGGUAGCGGAUUGCUGUGUAGCAGGUUGGUAGCGGCUGGGCUGAUAGCUGGGGCCGGAGUGCAGGAGGCCGUGUGUUCGGCGCUGCGCUCCCGUGUUUGUACAGUUUGUGGGAUCAGGCGUGUUGUCGAUGCACACCCGUUCAUUGUUUCGAAUGAACUGCAAUACAUCAAACCCCUUCGAGCCCAGGGCUGCUGUUAGGCUCUGCACUCGUGGAGGUGUUGCUGUGGCGUGUGUCUGCAAUCUCACAUGGCGACAAGUUGUCGAACUACAUUACAAGUUUGAAGGGCCAUAGUGUGAUGGGUCGGGCUGUGUGCAGUGGGUGUUGCGGCGUACUGGCGUGGACGCGAACGUGUCCGAAUCCUCGUUGCAUGUGGGCGGCGGCGCUGUCAUGUGUCGCACAUGCGACGAACGGGUGUCAGGUGUGAAGUGUAUAGCAGAAAUGAGCAAACCAGUGUCCUGGGUCAUGGUCAUGUAUGUAUGAUCCCGGAGUAAUGAGCCCUUGUCAAAUCGGUUUUCGUCAGUCGGUUCGGUUGGGGUCUGGAUUCCUAUCCCCCCAUGUACAAUCCACCCCAUCAUCAGUACUACGCAUUGCAGUCAAAAGUCUACCGUUAUGGGAGCCUUGUAAGGACUUGGAUAC
Chlamydomonas reinhardtii is the source of this 1790-nucleotide messenger RNA. RefSeq lists its product as uncharacterized. Bases 142 to 1035 code for a protein of 297 amino acids. NCBI's taxonomy places the organism in Eukaryota, Viridiplantae, Chlorophyta, Chlorophyceae, Chlamydomonadales, Chlamydomonadaceae. Gene Ontology annotation, cellular component: chloroplast. Gene Ontology annotation, molecular function: protein tyrosine/serine/threonine phosphatase activity; carbohydrate phosphatase activity; starch binding. The transcript has 7 exons. The record is from RefSeq and is a predicted model, not a curated record. Gene Ontology annotation, biological process: protein dephosphorylation; starch catabolic process.